This is a messenger RNA of Striga asiatica, 522 nucleotides long. Lineage: Eukaryota; Viridiplantae; Streptophyta; Magnoliopsida; Lamiales; Orobanchaceae. The record is from the annotation of a GenBank genome assembly.
AUGAGAGGCGACUUUGCCCUUCCCGGCCACGACUGUGCCGAGAGUUAUGAGGUCCUUUGCUGCACGGGCGGCCGGGCUCGCGAUGUGCGGUAUUAUGUCAAUGAGGUCCUGCGCUUCCCGGCUAGCCAGCUUCAAUUUGGCCGGCUCCCGACUCCCAAACUGGUGGUCGCAAGUAGCCACGUUCUCCUGAGCCUCGAAGCCCGCCGUCUGGAGGUCGCUCGAGCUGGCCCGGCCCGUUGCUUUCAGGUAACGGGAACAGUCGUUGAGAUUCUCGAUGGCGGCCUUACUGGCCUCGACGCACUCGUCCGCCGCCGGGCCGCGGGCCGGCUUAGCGGCGGCUAUGACGCGCUCGGUCAAAUCUUUGCACUUGGUGACAACGGCCUGGCCGAAGGCUCGGAGGUCACGGGCAGCACGGGCGGCGGGGUCGGCUUCGAGUGUUUUGAUGCAGAAAUCCGGGUUUCUCGUGCUGGGGCAGAGGUCGGUUAUGAUGUCAGCAUGACAGGCGCACAACAAAGACAGUGA